Molecule: messenger RNA, 942 nt
Organism: Trematosphaeria pertusa
Lineage: Eukaryota; Fungi; Ascomycota; Dothideomycetes; Pleosporales; Trematosphaeriaceae
Exons: 1
Coding region: 11-808 (265 amino acids)
Source: RefSeq, a predicted model, not a curated record
CACACGAAAGAUGACGCUAUUCCCAAACCUCCUCCCGGUCCUACGGUUCCGAGACAAGGCACAAGCAAAAACCGGAUCACCACCACCACCGGUGCCGCGCAAGCACCAUAUGACACCGAGAAAGCUCGAACGCUAUCUCGACACCGCUCGUCGAAUCGAAGAGCCAAAGUCGCGUGGUGAUGGCCUAUGGAUCUGCUCCUGCGAAUAUGAAAAUACGGUAACGCACUAUGAAGGCUUUUUCCCCUUCAAGUACCUCCAAUGCGGCAGCUGCAAGAAGCAGCUGUGCGAGGUCUACCGCGACUCUACAGAGAUUUUCACACCGCUUCACCCCAGGGCACUUGCGAAUCUUAUCUGGGUCGGGAAGCCGGAUCUCGCGCCGUACUUCCAGGUGUGCACCGGCUGCGGCCUGAGCCAUCGAGCGGAAGUUCGCGGAGAUCGCGUCGAGUUCGACGAUAUGCUUUGUCCUUGCGGUGAAGUCUCUUCCAGUAAGUGGAAGCGCUUUCAUAUCGGCGACGCGAAGCGGUAUCGGAAGGAUCCUUUCGGUAGCUCGGCGAAGCUGUAUAUGAAGCGCGUCGAGAAGCGCGUGGAGGAGUCAGUAGCAAUCUCCAAGGACCGAUCAAACCCAACUCAGCCCAAGGAUAAGGAAGCUGCCCAGCGCGUUCGCAAGCAUAGGGCAAACCAGCGCCCUACUCGACCACCGGCGCGGCGGCCUGGCGCGCCACCAACAGACAGCGUCUUAGGGAAUCGCCCUUUGCGCCCUUAUAUUUCGUUCGAGCCGCCACCGCUUGGCCGGUAUACAAGUGCGUAGAAAUAUUUGAGCGGGUAGGGUAUGAUCAAUGAGGCUUUUAUGAGCGCGGUGACGACGUCGGACGAGUUGUGGGCGUGCUGUAAGAUAAUCUCUGCAAUAGAUAGCCCAAUGAGUCGGCAGUGUACUGUACGCAU